CAGAAGAUGCUAAUCUAAGAAAUGUAAAACACUGGCAGGAAAUUCCUGGACCUACUUCUUUGCCAAUAAUAGGUCAGAUGUACCAUUUUUUUCCAGGAGGGGAAUUACAUAAUGCAUUUUCGGUAGAAUUCGGAAAACAUAUAUUUCAGAAAUAUGGACAUAUAGUUAGAUUCAAUGGGUUUCUAGGCAGAAAACCUGUUGUAGUUUUAUUUGAUCCUGAAAGUAUAUCAAUGGUACUGCGAUCUGAAAAUGUAAUGCCUGUGCGUCCUGGAUUUCAAACACUGACCUACUACAGAAAAUGUAAAAACAAAAACAAUCAACCAAUGGGAUUAAUUGCCGAUAUUGGUGAGCCAUGGAGGAAGUUCCGCACAGUAAUAAAUCCGGUGAUGCUACAGCCUAAAAUAAUCAAACUUUACCACGACAAGCUAGAUGAAGUCGCCAUGGACAUGGUAGCCAGACUGCGAUUUCUACGAGGCAAAAAUGGCAUGAUCCAGAGGCCAUUUGAUUUGGAAAUGAAUCUCUGGUCAUUGGAAUCAGCGAGCUUGGUGGCCCUCGGGCGUCGUCUCAACUGCUUCGACCUAAAUCUACCUUCAGACUCGCCUGAGAGGAGACUCAUAGAUUUGGUGCACGAGGUCUUCAGGGUAGCAGACGAAUUGGACUUCCGACCGAGUUUGUGGAGAUACUUUCCCACCAGAGCCUUUAAGAGAGCAAUGAAGCUAUACGAAGAACAAGAUAAUGCAACCAGAUAUUUUAUUGACAAAACCAUAAAAGAACUUAAAGUGAGAGGUGGCAGUAAAACUGAAUCAGAAAAAGGGGUUUUGGAAAAAUUACUUGACAUAAAUAAGGAUAUGGCCGUGAUUAUGGCUUCAGACAUGAUUACUGCAGGAGUGGAUACGACUUCCAAUACAAUGCUUGCCAUUUUGUACCUCCUGGCUGUAAAUCAAGAAAAACAAGACAUUUUGAGGGAGGAGUUAAUGUCAGGAGGAAAGCGGAGUUACUUGAAAGCAUGUAUAAAGGAGUCCAUGAGAAUCAUGCCAGUGUCUGCGGCUAAUGCAAGGGAGACUUCUAAAGAGUACAAUAUUCUUGGAUACCAUAUACCAAAAGGGAUGCAAGUCACGUUUAUGCACCAAGUGAUGGCACAGAUGGAAGAGCACUACCCUCGACCUCAAGAGUUCAUCCCCGAGAGGUGGACAGUGGGCAAGGAGGACCCUCUUCAUUAUGGCCACGCCAACCCUUUUACUUACAAUCCUUUUGGGUUUGGUGUCAGAAGCUGCGCAGGUCGUCGCAUAGCCCUUUUAGAGCUGGAAAUAUUCUUGGCAAGGAUUAUACAAAAUUUCAAAGUGGAAUGGCUCGGACCACCUGGGAUUGUCGUGAAGUCCACCACUCUUAACUACGUUAAAGGACCAUUCAAUUUUAUAUUUAAGGACAUUUGACUUGUUGACAUUUAAAUAAUCAGAAAAUUGUAGCAUUAAUUUAAUAUUUUUCGAUGUACUGACCACCAAAG
Ostrinia nubilalis (European corn borer) is the source of this 1504-nucleotide messenger RNA. Its product is annotated as cytochrome P450 CYP12A2-like. Gene Ontology annotation, molecular function: iron ion binding; heme binding; monooxygenase activity. Bases 78 to 1433 code for a protein of 451 amino acids. The record is from RefSeq and is a predicted model, not a curated record. The transcript has 9 exons. Lineage: Eukaryota; Metazoa; Arthropoda; Insecta; Lepidoptera; Crambidae.